Messenger RNA from Synchiropus splendidus (mandarinfish), 1815 nucleotides. RefSeq lists its product as uncharacterized. The record is from RefSeq and is a predicted model, not a curated record. NCBI's taxonomy places the organism in Eukaryota, Metazoa, Chordata, Actinopteri, Syngnathiformes, Callionymidae. The transcript is spliced from 3 exons. Bases 1 to 1014 code for a protein of 337 amino acids.
AUGGUCAAUUUGAAUCUCAUCCCAGUCAGUGGACCAGAGGAGGAGGUGGCCUCCACCUCCAUCAGUGCAGCGGCUGGACCAGUGGAGGAGAUGGCCUCUACAUCAAGUGCGCUGGAGAUGGUUUGCCUUCAGAGCCAACAGAUCUGUGGACGAUGCAGUGAACCAGGCUCUUCAGUUCAUUCUGGAGCAUCUGGACUCCCAGGAACCUAUGCCAGGAUCCUGUUUGUGGACUUCAGCUCUGCUUUCAACACGAUUCUUCCAGCUCUGCUUGAAGACAAGCUUUGCCAGCUCAACGUGCCUGAAUCCCUCUGUAGAUGGAUUACAGACUUCCUGACCAGCCGGAGUCACCACCAGUCUGUGAAGCUGAUCAAGUUUGCGGAUGAGACCACCAUCAUCGGGCUCUUCUCAGAUGAAGAUGAGUCGGCUAACAGGAGGGAGGUGGAGCGGCUGGUGUCGUGGUGCAGCCACAACAACUUGGAGCUGAACGUGCAGAAGACAGUGGAGAUGAUCAUGGACUUCAGGAGAGUCACAGGUUCUCUGUCCCCUCUCUUGUUGGCUGGUUUACCCAUUCCUAUUGUGGACUCCUUCUGCUUCCUAGGAGGACCUCAAAUGGGAGCCAACCAUCGGGUGCCUCAUCAGGAUGGCCAAAAAGAGAUUGUUCUUCUUGCGGAAGCUACGAAGAUGAGGUUGCUGGUAGAGUUCUACACGGCCAUCAUCCAGUCCAUUCUCACCUCCUCUUACACCAUCUGGUACAACAGCGCCACCUCCAAGGAUAAGAGCAGACUGCAGCGCAUCAUGCGUUCUGCUGAGAAGGUGAUCAGUUGCAGCCUGCCACCUAUUCAGGACCUGUAUGUCUCCAGGACCCAGAGACGUGCAGGUCAGAUCAGAGACGACCCUUCUCAACCUGGUCAUGGACUGUUUGUUCCUCUUCCCUCUGACAGGAGGCCAUGGUCGAUCCAGACCGAACCUCCUUUCACAAGAACAGCUUCUUCCCCUCGGCCGUCAGACUGUUGAAUUCAUGAUCAGUCUUUGUUGUUUGUGGUUUAUUUUACUUUAUUUUAUUGACAGCACUUUAUUCCAAAGCACUUUCCUAGUUGGUGGGAUCCCCACUGACCAUGGCAAUACAUUUGAUUCUGAUUCUGAUGUAUUUAGGCCAUUUCUGUGGUGCAAACAAUAACCACAGAACACUCAAGCAUGCGUUCCAUGAUUUUGAAGCAGAUGAUUUCAUGCAAUAAAUCACACAUACCCAAACUGAGGAAAUGAGAAAUAGGUCACUAGUAUUAAUGUAACAAGACAUCUAUAUUUAUGUUAGUUUAUUCUAUAUGAUGACAAAAUUGUGCUGCCCACUUUCGAACCUCACAGACCCAUUGUGAUGCCAUUUCCUCACUGCAUUCCAGUUCCAGUUUGAGGUUGACUAACUCAGCGUUCUCCUCAGACAGUCUCCGACAUAAAAAAAAAUAAAAUUACAUUAAAAACAACAUGAAAUCAUUUGGAUUUGUAAAUUACAAGUUUGUAAUCAAGCAAUGAACAUUUACCUGCAAACACUUUGUGGAAAGUGAUUGGUGCAGUGACAUUGCCUUUUUGGAGUUCCAACCCAUUGCCUGCCUUUGACAUGUAUUUGGUUCUUGGGCACACUGGGAGAGGAAACUAUUAACCUGUUCCACUUCCUCACCAGCAGUUGUCCAUCCUCCAUCUUGGUAUUUUCCACUGUACUGUACCCAAGUGUGGAUGAGGUAAUGACUGACUGACAAUGAAACUGACAUUUGUAAUUCUCAAUGAUGCGGCAAACAAAAGACAAUUUUCUGUUUAAAUUUC